CAGUGAAAGGCAUGUGCAGAAUGUGACUGAGCACUAGAAAUGCAAGGAUUGAGCUGUAGGAAGAGAGACCCAUAAGUACAGUUAGAAAGAGGAGGAUGGUUGUGCGCUGAAAGAUAAGUGAUAAGAAAUCAAAAGAAAGGUGUGACAACUAAGGGGAGAGGCAGAGAAAGUUGAACCGAUUGUUUUUUUAAAGGGAGAGAAAAGCAAGGAUAGUGGAAAGGUUUACUGAAGUAAAAAUAGACAAGGGGAAUUGAGUUGGGGAGAUUAAAAGAGAUUAACUAGGGAGCGGACAGAAGGAAGUAACUAGAGAAAAAGUAAGGAACAAAAGGAGUAAAGGGGACAAGCAGAGAAGAGAGUGAUUGUGGAAGUGAGAACACCUGAUUGUUGCUGAUGAUUACAGACUUCAACUUCACAAUGAAUCUCUUUUUCAGUCCGUCGUGAAUGGUGGAAUUCAAACUGGGCAAAAGGAGGCCGCGAGGGAAUAAAUAAGAGGUGGCAAGCUGCAUUUGUGCUGGAGACGGGUGGGCUUGUAAGGAUACGGUGGCAGGGACACCUUCAGGUUGAGCCGGUGUGCUGAUUGGAGGAGGAGGAGGAGGAGGAAGGAAACUGACGUGGGCCUGGAGCCCAGUGAGAGCCAGGAUGGCCGAGCAGAAAGCACGCAGCCUCCCCGCUAAGCUGAUUAAUGGCGGCGUGGCAGGCCUGGUGGGUGUGACCUGUGUGUUUCCUAUUGAUCUGGCCAAAACACGCCUACAGAACCAGCAGGGGGCCCGGGUCUACACUGGCAUGCUGGACUGCCUGAUGAAAACCGUUAGGAUGGAAGGCUACUUUGGGAUGUAUCGAGGUGCAGCAGUGAAUCUCACCCUUGUCACACCUGAGAAAGCCAUCAAACUGGCAGCAAACGAUAUCUUCAGACAGAAGCUAUCCAAGGAUGGGAAGUUGCCCCUCUGGGGGGAGAUACUGGCAGGAUGUGGGGCAGGGACCUGCCAGGUGAUAGUGACCACACCCAUGGAGAUGCUCAAGAUCCAGUUGCAGGACGCGGGACGGUUGGCUGCCAUAAGCAGAGUGGUUGAAGCACCCACAGCAGCUCCUGGUCCCACUCCAUCGUUGGUGGCCCCUUCUCCUACCCAGCCAGCCUCUGCACCCCGGAUCACAGCCAUCCGAAUCACCCUGGAGCUCCUAAAGACUCGGGGCCUGCCUGGCCUCUAUCGGGGAGCAGGGGCCACGCUUAUGAGGGACGUCCCUUUCUCUAUGAUCUACUUCCCGCUGUUCGCCAAUCUGAACGCCCUGGGCCGGGGAGGGCCGUGUAGCCAUGGAGAUAUGCAGGAGCGGGCCCCCUUCCUGCAGUCCUUCGCGGCAGGCUGCACGGCCGGAUCGGUGGCAGCUGUAGCCGUCACUCCACUGGACGUCAUUAAGACCCGUAUACAGACCCUGCAGAAAGGAAAGGGGGAGGACACAUACCGCGGCAUAGUUGACUGCACACGGCGGAUCUGGAGUAAAGAGGGACCGGCGACAUUCCUCAAGGGGGCGACGUGUCGUGCCCUCGUCAUUGCCCCCCUCUUCGGCAUCGCACAGGGGGUCUACUUCCUGGGUGUAGGGGAGCAGUUGCUCGGGCUGCUGGGAUAGCAGCGGCAUUAGGCGACGUCCCUUUUUGCAGUGCAAAACAUACUGCUUUUAGCAGUGAGAGUGAAUGGAGGGGAACUAGGGACCCUUUACUGUAUGAGUGGUGAGUAGAGAGAGAGGAAGAGUGAGGAAGGUCACGAUCAGCCACGGAUGAAGAACGGGUUCGAUAGAGGCCCAACUGGCACGUGAACUAAUUUUGUCUAGAUUUUUUUUUAAAGCUGUAAGCAAGGUUCUCUAGGUUAAACAGGGUCGUGAGCGUUUUGUGUGUUUGACUAAUCUGGACGCAUCUCAGCCAGGUUGAUGUCCCGGGGGUUGUAACUUCCACCUCGGGGGGCAGCUUCGCCUGCAUGUAUGCAAAAGGCUCCUUCGGUUUGAAAUCACUAUGGAGGUUGCCACGCUUUCAUGUAAUUUGUUGGACAGUAGAACAAAAUCAUUGUAACAAAUCCCUAGCUGUCACGUUUUGAUGAAUGUUGUUGGAUUAAGGAACAAUGCGCGGGGCUAUGUGGUAUAUGGCCAGUAUAGCCAUGCAGCAUUGACAAUAUACCAGAAACCCUGAGAUGCCUUAUUGCUAUCAUAAACCGGCUACAAACACAUUUACAACAGUAAAGUACUUUUGUCAUACUGUAGUAUACUCUUUUAUACAUAAACUUUCAGCCAAUCAGCAUACAGGGCUUGAAUCACCCACUUAAUCAUUUUUAAUACAUAGCCACAUUUCGGCCUGCAUUUCAAAGCAAACGGUCCACCCAUAGUGGAGACAGGCUACACUUUUCAUUACAUGACAAAACCUCCACAACGGCUGGUUGACUGCCACCCGUCAGUCCAGAGCUGUAACCUUGGGCUCCUUUAUCAAGCACUGCCAGUUGACUCCGUAGGAUCAUUUGUUAAUUUGCUGUUAAUGCUUUAAUCCUGGUCUCUGUACUGUAACCUGAUGAACAGCUAGGCCUCCUCCCCUACACGCAAGGCUCCACCGCUGGGCCUGCUCUCCGUAAGACCUUUUCCUUCCGGUCCUCCACUGCCCUGAGCCUCAGAAGCAAACCUCUUCAGAGUGCUAGCUGUGUUACUCUCAGCUUAACGGUUUAACACGCUGAAUGUUGCCCACACAAUAAAAAUAAUGCAAAUCAA
This is a messenger RNA of Esox lucius (northern pike), 2742 nucleotides long. RefSeq names its product solute carrier family 25 member 18 (gene slc25a18). The transcript has 10 exons. The record is from RefSeq and is a predicted model, not a curated record. Gene Ontology annotation, biological process: aspartate transmembrane transport; malate-aspartate shuttle; L-glutamate transmembrane transport. Lineage: Eukaryota; Metazoa; Chordata; Actinopteri; Esociformes; Esocidae. Gene Ontology annotation, molecular function: L-glutamate transmembrane transporter activity; L-aspartate transmembrane transporter activity. The coding region runs from base 640 to 1623 and encodes 327 amino acids.